UUCGCACAGUGUGCUUUUCUUCCGCGUAUAUUGUCAAUGAGUUAAUCCUAUGUUUUCUCUGGUACACUAUUGAACCUGUAAGGAAUACCUCUGCCUUCUAAAUUUCAGAGCCUACAGCGAGAAUUAACCAAAAUCCUUACUAAAUGAAGGGUUUGAGGUUCUCAUAGUGGUUAUUAUGAAAAGUUCUAUCUCCUGGGAUAUAACGCAGUGCGGUCCGUUGAAAGUCAAAUAUUUUGGCGUAGCAUGUCACUCAGCUCUACUUGCCACCCCUUUUUUUGCUGGGUCCAUGCUUGACAUAUUCUUCAACCCUGAUGAUGGAGACAACACGUUCUUUUGAAACGUCGGCUGACUGUCGAGGGGAAAAUAUGACAAUAUGUCCCAUGUGCUCAUGUGUAGAUGCUCGGUAUCUGUGCACGUAACAACUUAUGGCGCAUUAUGGCGUCUGCUAAAGAAAAUGUUGCCGUUUUGCCGAAGAAAUUUGGAGGAGGACCGCAAGGAUUAGGCGAUCCAGAGGACAGGUCAUUACGAAAUAUAGAGAUUGAUGUUCUGAUUCCAAAAAAGAUGAGAGACAAAGCUAGAGAUGAAAUAUGUACUGAGGAAGUAAAAGCUUUUACUGAAUGCUGCAAGAAUUCCAGUAUUUUCAUGGUUAUUACAUGUCGAAAGGAAAACACUGCUCUUAAGAACUGCUUGGAUAAAUGGUACCAAAAUGAAGAAUUCAAGAAUAAAUGUAAAGAAGAAUAUUUGGACGAACGUAGUGAAUUCAGAAGAACUGGUAUCCCUAGGAAACACAACAAAUAAACGUAUUUAUAAGUUAGAAAAAUGUAUGUAUUCACAAUACAAUCCUCUUGUAACAAAA
This is a messenger RNA of Cryptotermes secundus, 856 nucleotides long. Its product is annotated as COX assembly mitochondrial protein homolog. NCBI's taxonomy places the organism in Eukaryota, Metazoa, Arthropoda, Insecta, Blattodea, Kalotermitidae. The coding region runs from base 397 to 798 and encodes 133 amino acids. The transcript has 3 exons. Gene Ontology annotation, cellular component: mitochondrion. The record is from RefSeq and is a predicted model, not a curated record.